Messenger RNA from Phragmites australis (common reed), 1978 nucleotides. RefSeq names its product glycerol-3-phosphate acyltransferase RAM2-like. Lineage: Eukaryota; Viridiplantae; Streptophyta; Magnoliopsida; Poales; Poaceae. Gene Ontology annotation, molecular function: phosphatase activity; glycerol-3-phosphate 2-O-acyltransferase activity. The transcript is spliced from 2 exons. Gene Ontology annotation, cellular component: membrane. The coding region runs from base 58 to 1605 and encodes 515 amino acids. Gene Ontology annotation, biological process: cutin biosynthetic process. The record is from RefSeq and is a predicted model, not a curated record.
GCCACAGAGCUCGAGCUCGCACACCAGAGCACACAGAGUGCGCUCAGAGCGAGCGCGAUGGACGUGGCGGCGGCGGCGGCCGGCGUGGAACCGUUCCCGACGGUGGACAAGUGCGACGCGUCAGGGCGGAGCGCGCACGCCGUGGUCGCGGACCUGGACGGCACGCUGCUCCGUUCCCGCAGCGCUUUCCCGUACUACGCGCUGGUAGCGUUCGAGGCCGGCGGCGUGCCCCGUCUGCUGCUGCUGCUGCUCCUGUACCCCUUGGCGGCGGCGCUGCAGGUCCUGGUGUCGGAGUCAGCGUGCACGCGCGUGCUGGUGUUCGCGGCCACGGCGGGCGCCCGGGUGUCGGACAUCGAGUCGGCGGCGCGCGCCGUGCUACCGCGGUUCUACGCCGCCGACGUGCACCCGGCCGCGUGGAGGGUGUUCUCUGCGUGCGCCCAGAGGCGCGUGGUGCUCACGGCCACGCCGAGGGUCAUGGCCGAGCCGUUCCUCAGGGAGUGCCUUAGUGUCGACGCUGUCGCGGGCACUGAGCUCGCCACGUGGCGCAGGCGCGCCACGGGGUUCGUGGACGCGCGCAGGGGCGUGCUCGUGGGACGUCGCAAGGCCCAGGCGCUGCGGGAGAUCUUUGCCGCCGAUGGCGACGCGCCCGACGUCGGCCUCGGGAACAGCCAGUCCGAUUACCCCUUCAUGACCAUGUGCAAGGAGGCCUACAUCGUACCGCGGGCACCGGUGGAGCCCGUGGGCAUGGACCAGCUUCCCCGGCCGAUCAUCUUCCACGACGGCCGCCUCGUGCGCCGCCCGACGCCGCUGGUCGCACUGCUCGUCGUGCUGUGGUUCCCCGUCGGCUUCGCGCUCGCCUGCCUCCGCAUCGCGGCGGGCGCGCUGCUGCCGAUGCCGCUCGUGUACUACGCGUUCUGGGCGCUCGGCGUGCGCGUCCUCGUCCGCGGCGCCCCGCCGCCACCGCGAGCCGAGCGUGCCGCGGGCCGGUCCGGCGUGCUGUUCGCCUGCUCGCACCGGACGCUGCUUGAUCCGAUAUUCCUCUCCGCCGCGCUCGGCCGGCCCGUGGCGGCGGUGACCUACUCGCUGUCGCGGCUCUCCGAGUUCCUGUCGCCGAUCAGGACGGUGCGGCUGACGCGGGACCGCGCCACGGACGCGGCCAUGAUCAGGGAGCUCCUGGCCGAGGGCGACCUCGUGAUCUGCCCCGAGGGGACGACGAGCCGGGAGCCGUUCCUGCUGCGGUUCUCGGCGCUAUUCGCGGAGCUCACGGACGAGGUGGUGCCGGUGGCCAUGGAGAAUCGGAUGAGCAUGUUCCACGGCACGACGGCGAGGGGGUGGAAGGGGAUGGAUCCCUUCUACUUCUUCAUGAACCCGAGCCCGGUCUACGUCGUCACGUUCCUCAGCAAGCUCCCGUCGGAGCUCACCUGCGCCGGCGGCAAGACCAGCCACGAGGUGGCCAACUACAUCCAGAGGCUCAUCGCCGCCACGCUCUCCUACGAGUGCACCAGCCUCACCAGGAAGGACAAGUACCGGGCGCUGGCAGGCAACGACGGCGUCGUCGCCGCUAAGCUGCCAUCGCCGCCGCCGGCGAAGAAAGCUCAAGGUUGAUAGAUUGUGAUGUGUGUUUGCUUGUGAAUUCAUUGUGAUGAUGCAUGUCAAUGGGCAGUGAUUUGACUGAUUUCCUCUUUCUCUUUGCUUUGGUUACUUCUCUUGUAUGAGCAUGUACCAACUGGGAGUUGAAUGCAAGUUUACAGAACUUCAAAUGAAAAUGGGGGAACAGGAACUAUUCUGAUGCGUGUCAGCAAUGUGCAUAUGUUUCUGCAGCCAACAGCUACGAACAUAAAAGCAAAGUUAUUUCGUUUGGUAGAUUGGUUCACAUAACCACAGGCCAUAAUUUUUUUUUUAAUUUCAGUGAGGAAUUGAACAGCUCAACAAGUAAAGGGACACCAAACAUCAUUGGUAUAUAUACAUAUAUAUAGAC